AUGCCUCCUCGGAGCCAGCGCCACCUCCUGAGCCCCCAGCCUCAGCCCAGGCAUAGCCCGCAGUGGGGGGGACCGGAUUGGGAAAAUAACAAAUGGAGGCGGCGGCGGCGGGAGGGGGAACUGGGAGGAGUGGGGGUGGGGAGCCGCAGGCCGGAACCCGGGCGGGCCGGAACCCCGGGGGUCUCCGAGCCCGGGCGGCAGCAGAUCUUACCUGGUGGUAGCUCGGGACGGCUGGCUGGCUGGCUCCGAGCGGGAUUCCGGGAUCUGGCGCCUCUGGGGGGCGGCGGCCGCUCCCCCGCCCCCCUCUCCUCCUCCCGGCUUCAGUCGCCGCCGCGACGGCGGCGGCGGCGGCCCCGACCCCCCCAAAGGGCGGCCCCCAUCCCCCCUUUUCCCCCACCCGGCCCCGAUUGCCCGCCGGCCCCCGAAGCAAAUCCCGAUCCCCGCUCUCGCUUCCCCCCUCCCCGGCCCGCCGCCUCCCCCCACCCCCGAGCCGCCCGGAACGCCCCGGGCCGCGCCGCCCGCCCCCGCCGCGCCGCUCGCCCCGCGGCCCGACCGGCCCUCCGCGCGGCUCUGACCCGCCGCCACCCGCGCCCGCCUCGCGCAGCCCGCACUCGCGCGAUCCCGGCCCCGAGGCGGCCUCGCCCGCGGCCCCCGCCCCUUUGCGGGCGGUCGCCUCCCUCGCCCCCUCCUAGACCCUCCUCCAGGCCAGCAGUUCCCCCUAAAUGA
Messenger RNA from Cynocephalus volans (Philippine flying lemur), 726 nucleotides. RefSeq names its product proline-rich protein 2-like. The transcript has a single exon. The coding region runs from base 1 to 726 and encodes 241 amino acids. The record is from RefSeq and is a predicted model, not a curated record. NCBI's taxonomy places the organism in Eukaryota, Metazoa, Chordata, Mammalia, Dermoptera, Cynocephalidae.